Messenger RNA from Tribolium madens (black flour beetle), 1773 nucleotides. RefSeq names its product pancreatic triacylglycerol lipase-like. Gene Ontology annotation, molecular function: lipase activity; carboxylic ester hydrolase activity. Lineage: Eukaryota; Metazoa; Arthropoda; Insecta; Coleoptera; Tenebrionidae. The transcript is spliced from 9 exons. The record is from RefSeq and is a predicted model, not a curated record. Gene Ontology annotation, biological process: lipid metabolic process. The coding region runs from base 61 to 1704 and encodes 547 amino acids.
GUCUAUCACAGAUCCGGUGAAACUCGAGAGUGAAAAAUGUGUACAGAGUGACUUUCCGAAAUGAACGUGAUGUUUAUUUCAAAACAUUUAGUGUUACUGAUAAUUAUUAUCAGCCAUUUUAAUAGCAAUGGACAGCAAUUAUUGCAAAGAAAUCGAUUUCGAAGACUCAAUAAACCGUCCGGUUUGAAACUAAAACAGAGACUUCAAGAAAAAUUAAAUCAGUACAAACAGCGAACUAUCCAAACAAUUUGUUAUGAUAUCGUCGGCUGCUUCGAAUUACCUCAUAAAAGGUCACCACUUCAGAAAGUACCUGAAAAUCCGGAAAUGCUAGGUACACAAUUUUAUUUAUUUAGGAGAGGGAUUAAUUUUUCACAACCGGAAAUUUUACGUUACGACGAUGACGGGAAAUCGCUUAGCAAAUCCAGCUUUAAUUACUCGCAACCGCUGAAAAUGAUCAUCCACGGCUAUAUGGGAAAAUGGAACGACAUCGGAAACCUAAUUGGUGCUAACACGUAUUUAAAAAUUUAUGACUGCAAUGUGGUUUUGAUGGAUUGGAGCAUAGGUGCAAGAGGGCCCCAAUACGCYAUGGCGGCGGCAAACACGGAACUGGUAGGCCGACAGUUGGGCAUCUUGCUGUUAAAAAUGGUCGAAAACGGACUAGAACCGGAAAAUAUCCACUUACUUGGCUUUUCGUUGGGUGCGCAUGUUGCAGGAAGUUCGUCAGAGGUUUUGAAGAAGAAAGGGCAUUUAAUUGGGCGAAUUACAGGACUUGAUGCUGCCAGUCCUCUAUUUAGGACCAAUCAUUUGAGAGAAAAACAUAAAAAGUUAGAUAGGGAUGAUGCACGACUUGUUGAUGUUAUUCACACCGACGCCAGUCCGACGGUUACUGAUGGAUUUGGGUUGUGGCAACCCAUUGGCCAUGUCGACUUCUUCCCGAAUGGAGGACAGGAGCAGCCAGGGUGUAGGGAUACGAGGCAGUCGGUGGUUGUUACACAUUUUGACAAAAUUUUAACUCGGGAAGUCGCAUGCAGCCACAUCCGCGCCUGGCGCCUUUUCCAAGAGACCCUCCUCAACAAGGCCGCCGGCAACCAAAACCGUUGCGAAUUUACCGCUUUCAGAUGUCCUGGAGGUCUAAAAUCCUUUGAAAGAGGAUUCUGUUUCCCUCAUUUACCAAAACCCAACAGUUCGCUCGCAAUUGAUUUAAAUUACCGAAACGACAUCGGCCGGUUCGGCGAAGACAUCAAAGGAGAGGGUGUUAUGUUCUUUGUAACGCGAGCAACACCACCUUAUUGUGGAACACAACUCCAGGCCUCGAUUCACAUCUCGCCCAAAACUGAAGCGAUCAAAGGGGUUUUGUUGCUGGAUUUGAAGUAUCCACACCACAAUGUCUCGUUCCAAAUUGAAUGCGAUGCGGACGAUUUAAUCACCACGGGGACUGUUAUGAGCGGCUUGGGGGUCGCAGCCUAUGAGACUUUGACCGAAAAUGUGAAAACUUUAACCGCAACUUUGAAAUUCAUUGAUUUGGAAUACGAAGAAGAAAAUAACAAUACGUAUAUUCCAACAAUCUAUAUAGACAAAGUUGAAAUUCGCGACAUGUACAGCAAUAGUUGGCAGUUUUGCCAGAAAGACACGGCUUUGAAGGACACAAUCGGCUUAAACUCCGCCUUCACGAUAACCCUGAGUACAGAUAAUUGUUUUUCGUAGACAAAAAUUCUAGUUGAAAAAAUUGUGAUAGUAUUUUUAUGUUUGUCGUUUUAAUAAAUACUAAAUUCA